This is a messenger RNA of Penicillium diatomitis, 1239 nucleotides long. RefSeq names its product cytochrome P450. Gene Ontology annotation, molecular function: heme binding; monooxygenase activity; iron ion binding. The record is from RefSeq and is a predicted model, not a curated record. The transcript is spliced from 6 exons. The coding region runs from base 1 to 1239 and encodes 412 amino acids. Lineage: Eukaryota; Fungi; Ascomycota; Eurotiomycetes; Eurotiales; Aspergillaceae.
AUGAGGUACAGCGAAGAGCUGAAGCAUCUCCCGCCAGCCAUUCUGAACUCUUUGGACGCACAAUAUGAGGUAUUGCCCUCGCCCUGGGGAGAAUUCAUGAAUGCGCUCGGAGAUUUUACCAACAUUUUGAUCAACAGCUAUCUGCCGUCUAAUACUGUUAGAAAGCGUUUAACACCAAGUAUUGGCCGCAUAACUCCAUGGAUUAUUGAUGAGCUCGCAGAUGCGUUUCGCACUGUGCUCCCAGAAUGUGAAGAUCGCUGGACUAGUAUCAAAGCCCAUCAAAUGUUCGUCCAUCUGAUUGCUCGGUCAACAUCUCGAAUCCUGACCAACUCUCUCCGUCGCAAUGAACAAUGGCUCGAAGUCGCAAGUAAUUACUCUGUCAAUGUGGGUAUCACAAUUCUUCUCCUGCGGCCUUUCCCACACUUUUUGAGACCUUUCGUCGCUCCGUUUCUUCCUUCGGUCCGGCAAAUGAAGAAACAUUUACGGACCGCUAAAAGCCUCUUCAUCCCCAUCAUUCAAGAGCGACGUGCUGCCGAAGCUGCUGGAGACCCUCAAUACGAGAAGCCGGACGAUUUUUUGCAAUGGAUGAUGGACAUGGCGGAAGACGAACAAGAUCUCGACCCAGAAAUUAUGGCCCAUCACAAUCUGAUCUUGACCAGCUUGGCUGUGGUGCACACGAGCUCUGUCGCGUUGUGUCAUGUUCUCUACGAUCUCAUUCAACAUCCCGAAUACAUCGAGCCUCUUCGAGAGGAAAUGGCGAGGACGUUGAGCAAAGGGUGGGAGCAUGCCAACAAAGCAUCCUUUGAUGCUCAGAAACGUUUGGAUAGCUUUCUGCGCGAAUCCCAGCGUUGGGGACCCCCGGUGAAUACGGUCUUCAUCUUCCAAAAGGACCCCAAGGAUCGUGACGUACUCAAGGUUUCGAGUCUGCGGUCGAGCAAUCAAAUUGGCAACGAGGCAAAGACACCAAGUGGAGUUGAUUCGAACGCAACACCAGUCACGAGCUUCAUCAGUAUCAGCCCGUCAAACAUGCACUUUGGAUUCGGUCGUCAAGCUUGUCCCGGUCGGUUCUUUGCUGCCAAUACUAUCAAGGCCAUCGUGAGUCGUCUCAUCAUGGAGUAUGACUUUAAAUUCGAGAAAAAUCAGGUCGGCUGGAGACCUGCGAACAUCGGAAUUGGCGAGCAUGUCUUUCCGAAUACCCAGACAGUGGUCUUGCUCAGAAGGCGGCAGAAAGGCAUAUGA